CCCUUUCUUUCCAAAUCUACUUCCGGGAGCUUUUAUUCUGACAAACCGGAAGUGUCCCAUUUAUGCUGCUGGGCUUGACGCUGGUGGUGUCGAGAAGCAUCCAGCUCGCCCGCAUUCCUCUUCUCCCUCUCUGGCGACAGCCUGACGGAGACGUAGGAAAAAAGAACCAAAGGCAGACAAGAAAACUAAAACGGUCCACCAGCACCAUCUUUUAACUGGAUUUUUUAAUAAACCGAGAGUGGACUCACACGGGAGACCGGAUGACCAAAUAUGGCCGCGACUAAAUAAGCACGUCAGAGCCUGCUGAUGGACUUUUGGACCUAAUAGCAGCGUGAAAGAACAAAAAAAACAUUUUAUUGUUGUGGUGUUCCGUGCUGAAUGUCGACUAAAAUGAAGUGGAGCUUCGGUGGAACAACAACGAAGCUCUCCACGGUGGCUAUCCUGUGUUGUUUUAAUACCAAGAUGGCUGAUGACAGCUAGCCCUAACAAGGACAGCAGCAAAGAGAGAGAGAGAGAGAGCGACGUCUCCCCUUUUCAAACAUCUCCUCGUCGUGUAUAUAUUUUUGUAUUUUUCUCCGAAGAACACUGCUUUUUUUAUAUAGCAUUCACAACAAUACUGCAUUUGGUUGUCGCCUUGUGAGGAAAGUGCGUGUUAAAAUGGUGAGGUGAGUCUUUCCAUGAUUUGAGUCGAGAUAAGGAAGUGGAUCAGAUAUGUCGUUGAAUUGUGAAAAAUCGAAUUAAAUCGUCUUUUUACGGUUUAUUUGAUCGAUGUGUCGACAUUCCUACGGAUCCUUUUUUGAAAGCUUUUUUUUUUUGUUUAGCUUAGCUCAGUUAGCUUCACUCCACCAUUUAAGAGCCCAAAUAUGCCGAGAAUAUGCGGUUUUUUAUUAUUUAUGAUUUAGCCACCUAAUGAGAUUGGAAGGCGUUUUGUUGUCGAGUGGAAAGUGCUAGAAGGAAAUAUAUGUAUGUGCAUUUUAUCAUGGCGUUUUCACGUCAAAUUACAGCCUCCGAGGCGACGCCGCUGUUAAUCCGACGUGAGCGAGCUUGUUCCGGGUUGGUGGUGCAUUCACGGCCGCUGUAACAGAACCGAGCCCUGGCUUUUCGGCAAGAAAAAAAAGGGGGAAUAAAUCAGGUUUUUGUUUUUUUUAAAGAGCUGCGUUAGUGUAUUUGUAUGUGUGGUAAAUCAGGGUGUGGGCCUGUGUGGUUCAGUUCUGGGUCCAGGUUGAUAUUAGUCGUAUUCAAUGUGAGGCUUGUCUGCAGAUUAAUCAUUUUGCCUGUUAAGUUAUCCGUGCCUUGUUUGAAUUCCAAGGUUUACCUGCAGGCUUGUAGCUUCCUGUAGGCCACACAAACACAGGCCCUGUAGUGUGUGUCAUCGUGGGGAAGUUUGCAGGCAGCCUUGCUCUCUUUCUCUCUCUCUCUCUGCUAUCAGUUUACUGGAACUUCACGCUACAGCAAUAACUAACCGCAAGUCAGAGUUUGUGAGGGCCGAGUUACUUUGGCGUGAUCCGUCAAGACUACGUCAGGUCGUGUUUUUUUUCCCUUUUACCCCCGGCCCCUCCGAAACUGGCAGGUUUCGGGUUCCCUAGGAACAGAAAGACGGAAACCCGGAGGAGCCGGCGUAUGUCUGCCCGCGCCACCAUGACGUCCGACAUGGCCGAGACGUGGAGGAACUGUUUCGAGGAAGAGCUCAUAUGCCCCAUCUGCCUGCACGUCUUCUCGGAGCCCAUCCAGCUGCCCUGCAAGCACAACUUCUGCCGGGCCUGCAUCAGCGAGGCGUGGGCCAAGGACUCGUCGAUAACCCGCUGCCCCGAGUGCAACCACGCGUACGCGCAGAAGCCCAGCCUGGAGAAGAACCACAAGCUGUCCAACAUCGUGGAGAAGUACAACGCCCUGAGCGUGGAGAAGGCCCAGUCGCCGCCGCCGCAGUGCAUCCUGUGCCGCCGCGGCCCGCCGCUCCCCGCCGUCAAGGUGUGCCUGCGCUGCAACGCGCCGUGCUGCCAGUCGCACGUCCAGACGCACCUGCAGCAGCCGUGCUCGGCGCUCGGGCACCUGCUGGUCGAGGCCGAGGCCGUGAAGGCGUGGACGUGCCCGCAGCACGACGAGUACCGGCUCUACCACUGCGAGGCUGAGCAGACGGCGGUGUGCCAGUACUGCUGUUUUGCACGCUGCCACCCCAGUCACGGGCACGCCGUCGCUGACGUGGAGCUCCGCCGCAACGACAUCAGACAAAGCUUGCUGAGGCAGCAGGAGCGCGUGGAGGAGCGCGUGCAGGAGAUCGAGGAGCAGCUAUGCAAGCUGGAGUCGGACAAGUGUGUGGUGGAGGACCGCGUGUGCGAGCUGAAGGAGGACGUGCGUCUGCAGUACCAGCGCAUGCACCAGCUCCUGGAGGAGGACCUGGGGCGCACGCUGGAGGCCCUGGAGCGGGCCCAGGCCCGCUUCUGCCAGGAGAACGCCGCCCAGGUGCUGGCGCUGGGCGAGCAGCGCCACGAGGCCCAGAAGCUGAUGAGCUCCAUCAACACGGCCUUCGGCAAGGCGGAGGAGCUGAGCUUCAUGAAGAACACCAAGCCCGUCAAGAUCCUCACAGACAGGUCCCAGGCGUGUGUGGGGAACAGUCUGCCCCCCUAUAAAGUAGGGAACCUCAACGCCAAGCUUUUCCUCUCCGAAAUCUCCAAACGAGAGAAGAGCUUGAAGAGAACUCUGGAAGCCCCCUUAACGCCCCCCGCCACCUUCCUGCAGUCCGUGCCGGCGUACCCGAGCGGCCAGAGCUCCGUUUCCGGAGCGGAGAAACGGAAACAUUCCACAGCCUUCCCGGAGGGCGCCGGGAAGAACGCCGCGCCCGGUUUCAAAGACGCCUCCUCCUCCUCCUCCUCCUCGUCUUCUUCCUCGGCGCUGGCGAGCAAGCAGCCCUACCUGGGCUCCGCCUCCUCCUCUGCCGGGGAGGGUCAGUCCACCAAUCAGCAGCCUCUAGGCCCGUGCGGCCCGCCUCACAUCAGCGAAGGCGGCGGCGGGAGCGCGGGGAGCGGCUCGUUGGCCAGCCACCACUCCGGCGCCGUCUUCGGCACCUCGCACUUCCCCCCCGGGGGCGGCGGCGGCGGCUCCUCGCAUUCCUCCCAGCAGGCGGUGCUGCCCCAGUACGGCGGUCGCAAGAUCCUGGUGUGCACCAUGGAUAACUGCUACUGCUCCGGGGUGGCGUCCGUGUCGGGCCACCGCGGCCACCCGCCGUACUCGCGCUCGGGCUCCUUCCCCUGGGUCAGCGCCCAGGACUACCCGCCGCCCCCCGGCCUGGCCUCUGGGGGGCCGUCCAUGCAGGGGCUGGCGGUGCGAGACUGGAUAGACGCCUCGCAGUCGCACAGACACGCCGACUUCUACGGGCUGUACGGCCAACCCUCCACUAAGCACUACGUCACCAGUUAACUACACCACCCUCUAACCCACACCUGUCAACUGAUGGGCACCUCUAGGACUUAUUAUACACAUUCGGGGGCAGGGUUGAUCCGUGUUUGAUUUCCUUCCUUUCGGCGUGUGUUUUGUUAUGUACCCUUUCAAAACAAAACCUUCUAGGAGAAGAUAGAGCAGGACUAUGUCUUUUUUAUUUAUGACGCUUUGGAGAGGGAAACAAAUCCUCCAUACCUCCCCCAAGGCUUGGGUGAAAGUGAGAGGGAAAAGAUGAAAGUUCCGGCUGUUCUGAGGUCAGUUGCCUUACGUUGUCAUUUCUUUCAGCCUUGUUCACACUGCAGGUCCUUGCCCCUCUUUUUGCUCGUGUGUGUGUCGGAUGGGAUGACAGUGCAGUCCUCCAUUGUCCCUCAGACCCUCAGACCGCCCUCUUUCCUAUGAGGCUAGAAAUGGCAUAUAAAAGCGUUGCGUCCUCAAUGGUCGCAGAACGUCAUCGAGAAGCAUCAUAAUUAGACUGUUAACAAGUUAAAGUACCAAUGAUUGUCACACACACACACACACACACACACACACUAAGUGUGGUGAAAUGUGUCCUCUGCAUUUGACCCAUCCCCUUGUUCACCCCCUGGGAGGUGAGGGGAGCAGUGGGCAGCAGCGGUGGCCGCGCCCAGGAAUCACUUUUGGUGAUUUAACCCCCAAUUCCAUCCCUUGAUGCCGAGUGCCAAGCAGGGAACUAUAGUUGGCAACGGAGCAGAAAAUGUUUUAAAGUUCCACCACUUUGACUGCCCACACACACGCACACACACACACACACACACACACGCACACACACGCACACACACACGCACACACACACUCUACAAGCAAAAUGUUCCGUAAAACUGUGAGAGACCAAAUGUCUGUCCUCAUGCUUCUUAAGCUUCUACACCAGGGCUCCCCACAUUUGGUGAAAACAAUUUGGCCUGUGUGUGUGUAUAUAUGCGUAUGUAUAUAUAUAUAUAUAUAUAUAUAUAUAUAUAUAUAUAUAUAU
Entelurus aequoreus (snake pipefish) is the source of this 4423-nucleotide messenger RNA. Its product is annotated as E3 ubiquitin-protein ligase TRIM8-like. NCBI's taxonomy places the organism in Eukaryota, Metazoa, Chordata, Actinopteri, Syngnathiformes, Syngnathidae. The record is from RefSeq and is a predicted model, not a curated record.